GGAAGUGUCCCUCCAGAACUGGCCGGAGCUCCUAAGGCGGGCAGAGAGCGAAGCAGCCUAUGGCCUCUAGGGCUGGCACCAGGAUGCCACCUCUAAUGAUUAACUCAAACGCCUCUAAACAUUCGGAGUUAUUUCUGUCCCCUGUCCCCUCAGUCGUCUUUCAUUCUGACCUCGGUGUUUAAAAGUCCAGCUUCUCGGAAUCGGUAGCAAACCUCUGCGGGCGGGCGUGGGAACAGGAAGUGAGCACAGUCCUGGGGUGCGCGGGCCGGGGCUGGAGGCUCGGAAAGCCCAAGCCAGCCGCGGCCUCGCCCGAGCUGGAGCUGUGACCGCCGGGGCAGGGACUCGGCCACAGGUUACGGCUCUCCUACCCCUUGAUAAGAAUGGAUUUCCACAGUUGUCUUUACGAUAUUGCUGAAGAACUGGGCAGUGAAGACCUGGCAGCCCUCAAGUUCCUGUGCUUGGACUACAUCCCACAUAAGAAGCAGGAGACCAUCAAGGAUGCCCUGGUGCUAUUUCAGAGGCUGCAGGAAAAGGGGAUGUUGGAGGAUGGCAAUCUGUCUUUCCUGAAAGAGCUGCUUUUCCUCAUCAGUCGGUGGGACCUACUGAUCAACUCCCUAAACUGCACCCGAGAGGAGAUGGUGAGGGAGCUGCAGGUUCUAGGCAAAGCCCAGGUUUCUGCCUACAGGGUCACGCUCUUUAAGCUCUCAGAAGAAGUGAGUGAGUCGGAACUGAGGUCUUUUAAGUUCCUUUUGAACAAUGAGAUCCCCAGAUGUAAGCUGGAAGAUGACUUGAGCCUGCUUGAAAUUUUCAUAGAAAUGGAGAAGAGGAUCAUGCUGGCGGAAAAUAACUUGGAAAUCCUAAAAUCAAUCUGUGGCCAAGUCAACAGGAGCCUGCUGUGGAAGAUCGAAGAUUACGAAAGAUCAAGCACAGAGAGAAGAAUGAGCCUUGAAGGAAGGGAAGAGUUGCCAGUUUCCGAUUUGGAUGAGAUGUGCCUCAACAUGCAGGAAAUAUGUGACUCGCCAAGAGAACAAGAGCCACGGAUUUCAGACAAAGUUUACCAAAUGAAGAACAAACCUCGGGGAUACUGUCUGAUCAUCAACAAUAAUGAUUUCAGCAAGGCCAGAGAGGACAUACCCCACCUCCGCAACAUGAAGGACAGAAAAGGAACAGACUGCGAUAAAGAGGCUCUGAGUGAGACCUUUAAGGAGCUUCAUUUUGAGAUAGUAUCUUACGACGACUGCCCAGCAAAUGAAAUCCAUGAGAUUCUAGGAGCCUACCAAAGCAUAAACCACAAGGACAAAGACUGCUUCAUCUGCUGUAUCCUAUCCCACGGAGACAAGGGCAUCAUCUAUGGAACGGAUGGGAAGGAGGCCUCCAUCUAUGACCUGACAUCUUACUUCACUGGUUCAAAGUGCCCUUCCCUGGCUGGGAAACCCAAAAUCUUUUUCAUUCAGGCUUGCCAAGGAAAUAACUUCCAGAAAGGAGUGCCUGAUGAGUCAGGCUUAGAACAACAGCACAGCACUUUAGAAGUGGAUUCAUCAUCUCACAAGAAUUAUAUUCCGGAUGAGGCAGACUUUCUGCUGGGAAUGGCUACCGUGAAGAACUGUGUUUCCUACCGAGAUCCUGUGAAUGGGACGUGGUAUAUCCAGUCACUUUGCCAGAGCCUGAGGGAAAGAUGUCCUCAAGGCGACGACAUUCUAAGCAUCCUGACUGGCGUGAACUAUGACGUGAGCAAUAAAGACGACAGGAGGAACAAGGGAAAGCAGAUGCCACAGCCCACCUUCACACUACGGAAGAAGCUCUUCUUCCCUCUCAACUGAUGUGUGCUCUCCACAGUUCACAUGGGUUAUCUGUGCACUUUUGUGUGGAUGAGUCUAAUUUAUUUUUUUAUGAUUUGUUUGAGUUUACACUUACAUCAUUUCCCCUUUUCCUCCCUUCAAAUACUUCUAUGUAAUGUUCUAAUUUCAAAUACAUGACCUUUUUUCUCAUUGUUAUACACACACACACACACACACACACACACACACACACGUUUCUAAAUAUAACCUACCCAGUCCGUAUACUGUCAUUUGUAUGUACAAUUUGUUUUGUUUUGUUUUUUUUUUAAUGGAGCGAUCUCUGGUGGGCCAAUCACACUCCAAGGCAGGCCCCUCUCCCAAGAAUAGUUGGGUAACACAAAUUGGAUUCCAUGGGUUCACCUUCAAUCCCAGCACUCUGGAGGCAGAAGCAGAAGGAUCUCUGAGUUCAAGGCCAGCCUGCUCUACAGAGCAAGUUCUGAGAUAGUCAGGGCUACACAGAGAAAGUUUGUCUCAGAAAAAACAAAAAAGAAAACUUGAAGAUGCAUGAGUAAGAAAGCAAGACCGGAGCAUGAACCUGUUUAACAGAAGGGGUGAAUGAUGGGAGCAGGGACCUGGGGCAAGUUAACAGAAGGGGUGAAUGACGGGAGCAGGGACCUGGGGCAAGUUAACAGAAGAUGAGUCAGCAGAAGGGGGUGAAUAUCAUCAGCAUUCUCUGCAUGAAAUUCUCAGAGGUAAUAAAAAUAUUAAUUUUUUUUCUGUGCAGUAUGUAAUUCUUCUGGGUUAGUUUUUCAUUAGUCUCUUGGUAUUUCAUGAUCAAUUGGAAGUCCUUCAGAGUGAGAGCUAUUAGGAAGCAUGGGGGAUAGUGGAAAGAAAACGGUCCCUUUGUUUGUGGCGGGAGUUAACUGUAAAAACACUUCUGUGGCUAAGUGCAGUUAAGGAUUAGCCUUGACCAGGAUGAGGAGAUGGCUCAGUGGUUAAAGAACUUGCCAAGCAAACUCAAGGGCCUGAGUUCAGCUCCCCUGAAUCAAUGUAAAUGGCGAUGGGCGUGUUGUCCCUCCUAUAAUUGCUGCACUGGGAGGGUGGGGACAAGAUCCCUGGAGCAAGCUGUGUGGCCAGACCAGUGGUAUGAGAGGACGACUCUAGGGUCAAUCGAGAGACCCUGCCUCCCUCAUUAUGGUGGAGAUUGAUUGAGGAAGACUGCAUGCAUGUGCCUGCCGAAGCAUAUGUGCGCUCACACAUGUACUUAUGCACGUGCGAGCAUGCUUGCCAGCUCUCCUUACAUGCCUGCACAUGAGUAAAAGUUAAACAUGCCAAUGUUAACAUUGCUGUUAUAUCUUCAGUAAAUGGGGGGCUAGUGAGGUGGCUCAUUGGGUAAGGGGGGUUGCUGCAAAGACUAGUAACAAGGUUUGGUCCCUGGGACCAAAAUGAUAAAAGGAAAGAAUUGGCUCCCAUAAAUUGUCCUCUGACCUGCAAAGCACACUCUCGUAUACAGGCAACGCAUGACUCGAUAAGUAGAUCUAGAUAAAGUUUAAGGAAAAUGAGGCCAGUCGUGGUGGACCACACUGAGCACUUGGGAUGUAGAGG
Molecule: messenger RNA, 3383 nt
Organism: Mus pahari (shrew mouse)
Lineage: Eukaryota; Metazoa; Chordata; Mammalia; Rodentia; Muridae
Gene: Casp8
Product: caspase 8
Exons: 9
Coding region: 381-1820 (479 amino acids)
Biological process (GO): negative regulation of extrinsic apoptotic signaling pathway via death domain receptors; apoptotic process; proteolysis
Molecular function (GO): cysteine-type endopeptidase activity; protein binding
Source: RefSeq, a predicted model, not a curated record